Messenger RNA from Cuscuta epithymum, 2917 nucleotides. Lineage: Eukaryota; Viridiplantae; Streptophyta; Magnoliopsida; Solanales; Convolvulaceae. The record is from the annotation of a GenBank genome assembly.
CACACACACACAAAACAGAAGGUUUUGGGGACAUUCCCAUUUUUCGACCUGUAGUACGCUGCUUUGUUCAGGUCGUCGAUCGGAGGUCUUCCCAUGGUCGGAUUCUGCUGAAAUUUGGACAGCUUGUUCGUGACUUCAAGGGCUUCAUUUUGAACGGUUGGAUUGUUCAUUUGAGCUCUGGUUUGGUCAGAAACGCUGCACGAACAGACCUGCAGUUUUGGGUGAUUUCUACACCUUAUUGUGCUAUUUUGAUCUCUUAUUGUUCUUGAUGAUUGUUGGUGGGCUGUGAAUCCUUUGUAAACUGAUUUUGGGUUCUAUUACCCUCAUUUAUCAAUAAGAGAAUUAAGGGUGGACUCCUUAAGAGGUCUCAUGGUUUUUUAUCCUUCACGUUGAAUGGUUUUCCACGUAAAAAAUUGUGUGUGCUCCGUGUGCUUUAUUUCCGCUCUUUGUUGUGCUUUAUAUUUUGCAAUAGUGCUGUUUUUGUGUGGUAAUUUGGUUGGGUAUCAGUUUGGGUUGCAUAUUUAGUUGAUUGUCCUGAGGUUGUGACUUUGUGGGUGUCAUAGAGACCCCUUAUUUGAUCCCUAAAAGUACUCCUUCCGUCCCACUAAGAUUGGGAUAAUUCGGUUUACGAUGCUUGACCAACGAUAUAACAAACAGAUCUCUGUUCGCUCUCAAAUUAUUUUUAGAAAAAAAAAUUACUUUUUCAGAAACUACAUUAAAAGCUUUACAAUGUCGCAAAAACCUGAAUCAAAUUUGAUAAAAAAAUUGAUAUAUAAAGUAACAGAUUAAGAGUGAUUUGUAUUGACCAAGUGAAUAGUGUCUGAAACAAUCUUAGUGGGACGGGGGGAGUAUUAGUUAUGAACUUAUUUGAUCAUACAUUCUUUAUUUACCCUCAUUGCAUACAUUAAGUUUACCAUUUCCCCAAAACAAAACAUAAGUAGUGUGACUUUUAAUGAGGACAUUUUGGGUAAUGAAUUAAAUAUUUUGAGUAAUAUAUCAUAACAGUGUGACUUGAUUAGCAUACUAAAGUAUUGGUAGAGUAUGUAUUCUAUUUCCAUAUGGUACCUCACUGUUUGGAAGUAAGGCUGUAAGGGUUAACCUUGACCCCCAAAAUGGGUGUGUUUGUUUUUUAGGUGUAACUCUAGGUACCGGGAUUAAAACAUAACAUAUGAACUAUAAAACCGUCCAUGAACUCUUUUCUAUGCUUAGUAGCCCAUUAAAAGUAUUUUAUUUUGCUGUUAUCAUUGUACAAACAUUGGAAGUAGGGGCGGAGCCAAAGGGGUCAGAAAGUAGCAUCAAUUUGAUAUAUUAUGGCUCUAGUAACUCCCUACGUCUAAAAAGCUAUGAUGACUUUUGGACAAUCAAUACUAAUCUAAGCUUAAAAUGAGUAAAGUUUGAUGUGUAAUAUUGAUUACAUUCCCAAAAUUUAAAAAAAAAACUAUGAUUCACUUAUUAUUUAUGUGACAAGACUCAAAGACAGAAGAAAGACAACUUAUCUUUUUACAACGAGUGUCUACUCAAUAGUCAAUUAUUUUCUUGUAAGAAAUCCUUAUAUUAAGUUGGGUGAGAGGAGAAGUGUACAGUUCUAGGGUAAUACAAUUGGUCUCAUCUGAGGUAAUAAGUGGUGCAAAAACCCGUGAUUAAAUUGGUAUAAAACAAUUUUCUAAUGCAUAUGACAUACGUAGUAUAUAUCAAAUGUAUAUCUCUAUUAGUCUCAUUUAAAUUAUCAUUUAUCUAAGGUACAUAUGAAACAAUAAACUCGAGUAUUGUCUAAAAAUGAUCCAUCUUUUUCAUUUUCUUAUAUAGUUGAAUUCCCCCACCCACCCACCCCCGAAUCGUUUUUUGGCACUUCCAAUUUGGAAGUGUUUUACAAUGUAUGACAAGCAAGGAUGAGAUAUUGACAUUGACAUUGUUAAAUGGUAGAGUGAUUAAUCGGUAUAUGAAUGUGAUGGAUUAAUUUUAUGCUUGAAUUUGAGGUUAAGCUGCCAUCAUCUGCUAUUGACCAGGCUCCACGCGAUCUUGUGAGCAACGUUGAAUCAAACCGUGCUUGGGAUCUUCUCACCCCUUGUUAUGAAGGAGACUCCAAUAAUGACUUUUCUAUUUCGGGUUUAUUAUUUCAAGCAGAUAUAGAGAACCAUGUCCUUGUCGAGAAAUUUAUGGUAUUAAAUAUUGCUGAAGUACCUCUCUGUUCUGAGGCUGUGCUGAAGUCUGACUCAUCUAUAGCAACCAUCAAGGAUUACUUCCAAAACACUAUGACCAAUGGAGUGGACUCACUUUCUCAUUUUUUAAUUAGUGAAUUUGAAAAAAUCCUUGCCUCUUUUUUGGGUGAUCGCGACACACGGGCUAUGAAACUAGAUGAUGUAGAGAAAACUAGCAACGGUAUUUUGGAGGACAACAAUACUAUUAAAGGUAAUAAGCCUUCUGUAGGUGACGAGUGUGUCUUUGUUGAUCACAUUUAUUCAUAUUCAGCGGAUGAAUUUCUCGGUCAUGCCUCAAAGAGCGAGAAGAGACCUCCUAUAUCAUCAAUGGAAGAUCUUUGGGAUUCUGACACUAACCAGGAUGUGUGUAACAAGGCUACUCUGGCUACGUGGGACAACUAUUUGCCUACAUUGAAUUUGAACACUCAGAUUAAACUAUAUAGGAAAAAGCAUCAGCGAUCACAUAUAAUGAGGACUAGAUCACAAUCUCGUAUGGAUCUUUUCUGUCUAGAAUAAGCUUUUUUUCUUUCUUGGGUGGUUUUUCUCAGUUGCACUGCAGGUUGGGUUACCCUUUGCAUGUUUUUGCUUUUCUUUUUUAGCAUUUUCCCCUUUCAUUGUUUUCCUUUUCUUGCUUUAUUUUUUGUAUUUUCUUGUACUCUACUUUGCGUUAAUAAAAUUGAGUUCUUUUGGCAAAAAAAAACAAAUAGGAGAGUUUGAGC